Molecule: messenger RNA, 12221 nt
Organism: Gavia stellata (red-throated loon)
Lineage: Eukaryota; Metazoa; Chordata; Aves; Gaviiformes; Gaviidae
Gene: HSPG2
Product: heparan sulfate proteoglycan 2
Molecular function (GO): calcium ion binding
Source: RefSeq, a predicted model, not a curated record
AUGGCAAAGACGGGGAGAAAAGAGGCCGGGGCUAAAAAUAACCGGGCGCCAUUUCCUGAUGGGCUUGGUGGGGGCCAUGGGGGGGUGAAGGACGUCCGUGGGGUGAAGGACAUCUGUGGGGUGAAGGGCAUCCGUGGGGUGAAGGACAUCCAUAAGGUGAAGAACAUCUGUGGGGUGAAGGACAUCCAUGAGGUGAAGGACAUCCGUGGGCUGAAGGACAUCUGUGGGGUGAAGGACGUCCAUGGGGUGAAGGACAUCCGUGGGGUGAAGGGCAUCCUUGGGGUGAAGCACAUCCGUGGGGUGAGCGACAUCCAUGGGGUGAAGGACAUCCUUGGGGUGAAGCACAUCCGUGGGGUGAAGGACAUCCACGAGGUGAAGGACAUCCGUGGGGUGAAGCACAUCUGUAGGGUGAAGGACAUCCGUGGGGUGAAGCACAUCUGUGGGGUGAAGGACAUCCGUGGGGUGAAGGGCAUCUGUGGGGUGAAGGACAUCUGUGGGGUGAAGGACGUCCGUGGGGUGAAGGACAUCCAUGGAGUGAAGGACAUCUGUGGGGUGAGCGACAUCCACAGGGUGAAGGACAUCCAUGGGGUCAAGGACAUCCGUGGGGUGAGUGACAUCCGUGGGGUGAAGGGCAUCUGUGGGGUGAAGGACAUCUGUGGGGUGAAGCACGUCCAUGGGGUGAAGGACGUCUGUGGGGUGAGUGACAUCCGUGGGGUGAGCGACAUCCAUGGGGUGAAGGGCAUCCUGCCCCCGCAGGUGGUGACGCUCCCCCGGGAGUCGGUGCGGGCGGUGCCGGGGCAGACUGUCACCUUCACCUGCGUGGCCACCGGCGUCCCCACCCCCAUCAUCACCUGGCGCCUCAACUGGGGCCACACCCCCAGCAGCCACAGGGUGUCGAUCGUGAGCGAGGCCGGGCAGGGCACGCUGACCAUCCGGGACGUGAAAGAAGCCGACCAAGGCGCCUACACCUGCGAGGCUAUCAACACCCUGGGCAUGGUCUUCGGCAUCCCCGACAGCAUCCUCACCGUCACCCGCCCCGGGCCGUGCCCCGAGGGCCACUUCCAGGUGACGGGGACAUCCCGCUGCCUGCCCUGCUUCUGCUUUGGUGUCACCACCGCCUGCCGGGCCACCGCCCGGCACCGGCACCGCCUCCGCCUCCGCUUCGACCGCCCCGACGACUUCAAGGGCGUCAACGUGACGGUGCCGGCGGCCCCCUCCCCGCUGGCGCUCUCGGCCACCCAGCUCCACGUGGACACGGGCGCCGAGGAAUUCCAGCUCCUGGAUCUGUCCCGCCGCUUCCUGGCCCUUGAUGCCUUCUGGGCGCUGCCAGACACCUUCCUUGGGGACAAGGUGGAUGCCUACGGGGGAGCGCUGAGCUAUGGGGUGCGGUACCGGCUGGGGCGGGGACCUCCCGAGCCCACCGCCCACCCCGACGUGGUGCUGCGGGGCCACGGGCGGCAGCUCCGGGCACGUGCUGGGACCAUCCGGCCCGAUGUCCUCAACCGGCGGCAUGUGCCCUUCACCGAGGACCACUGGGAGGACGAGGAGGGUGCCCCGGUGAGCCGGGAGCUGCUGCUGCUGGUGCUGCAGGGGCUGGAGGGCAUCUUCAUCCGGGCGGUCUAUGACGGGCGCAUGGCCAGCGUGGGGCUCAGCGACGUGGCCAUGGACGUCACCAGCCCCGGUGACACUGGCCUGGGGCUGGCAGGGGACGUCGAGGAGUGCAGGUGCCCCGUGGGCUACACGGGGCUGUCGUGCCAGCGAUGUGCCAGCCGCUUCGAGCGGGUGACGAGGGGACCCUACUUGGGGACCUGCUCCGGCUGCGGCUGCCACGGCCACUCCAGCACCUGUGACCCUGUUUUCGGGCACUGCCUGAACUGUCAGCACAACACGGAGGGUCCCCAGUGCGAGAAGUGCAAACCCGGCUUCUUCGGCGAUGCCACCAAGGGCACGGCCACCGCCUGUCACCCUUGUCCCUGUCCCUAUACUGAGCCAGCUCGCAGGUUUUCGGAGUCGUGCUUUUUGGACACGGACGGCCAAGCCACCUGCGAUGCCUGCGCGCCUGGUUAUGCCGGCCGCCGCUGCGAGAGGUGCGCCUCGGGCUACGAGGGAGACCCCAUCCAGCCAGGUGGCAAGUGCACCCCCAUCGGCCAGGAGCUCGUCAAGUGUGACGCCCGCGGGGGCAAGGACGUGGCCGGCGGCACGUGCCGCUGCAAGCCCAACGUGCGGGGACGGCUGUGCGACGCCUGCGCCGCCGGCACCUUCCACCUCAGCGCCGCCAACCCCGAGGGCUGCCUGCAGUGCUUCUGCAUGGGCGUCUCGCGGCACUGCGCCAGCUCCGCGUGGAGCCGCCACCAGGUCCUCCUUACCGCCGAAGAGACGCCGCCACUGAGCCUGUCCAACCUGGCCGGCACACAGACGGUGGGCGACGGCGCCCGCUUCUCCUCCCCGCGGGAGCUGCUCUUCACCGCCUUCCAGGCGCUGCCCCGCGACGUCUACUACUGGGUGCUGCCCGCGCCCUUCGCCGGGGACAAGGUGACAUCAUACGGCGGUGAGCUGCGGUACACGGUGACGCACCGGGCACCCGCGGGCGCCCAACCUUUGCCACGCCAGCCCGAUGUCCUGCUGCAGGGCAACGGCAUCCUCCUGGAGCACUUCUCCGAUGCCAACCCCCCCUCCGGCGUCCCUACCACUGUCACCGUGCCCUUCCGUGAGCGCGCCUGGCGCCGGGCAGAUGGGCGCGAUGCCACCCGCGAGCAUCUCCUGAUGGCUUUGGCCGACGUUGACCUCUUCAUGAUCCGGGCGUCCUACUCGGAUCAACCAGAGGAGAGCAGACUGGCUGAUGUCAGCCUGGACGUGGCGGUGCCACACGCCACCGGCCGCCCGCCGGCGCUGGAAGUGGAGGAUUGUUCCUGCCCAGCCGGUUACCGCGGUGCCUCCUGCCAGGACUGUGACACCGGCUACACCCGCAGCACUGCCGGGCUCUACCUGGGCACCUGCGAGCCGUGCCAGUGCCACGGCCACGCCAGCGAGUGCCACCCCGAGACCGGCGUCUGCCAGGGCUGCCGGGAUCACACGGAGGGCGCCCAAUGUGACAAGUGCCAAGCUGGCUACUACGGCGAUGCCACCCGGGGCACCCCGGGUGACUGCCAGCCCUGUCCCUGCCACGGACCCCACGAUGACACCCAGGUGACCAAGAGCUGCUUCGAGGACAGGGACGGGCAGCCCACCUGCAGCGCCUGCGCCCCGGGACACAGCGGGCGCCUCUGCGAGAGGUGCUCGUCCGGGUACGUGGGGGACCCCCUGCGGGGAGAGCCGUGCCGAGAGCCAGGCGUCCCCAGCGGGCAGUGCCAGUGCGACCCACGCGGCAGCGUCGGCGAGGGCUGCGACGCCGACGGGCAGUGCCGCUGCAAGGCCAACGUGGAGGGUCCCCGCUGUGCCAGCUGCCGUCCCCACCAUUUCCACCUGAGUGCCAGCGAGCCGGCCGGCUGCCUGCCCUGCUUCUGCAUGGGCAUCGUCCAGCACUGCGCCAGCACCGCCUAUGCCCGCGGCACCGUCCGGACACCCUUCGCUCCCGGUAAUCCCCAGGGAUUCGCCUUGGUGAACCGGCAGCGUAGCACCCGGGUGGGCACCGGCUUCGGGGUGGAGCCGGGCACCCCCCAGCCCCGCCUGACCUAUGACCGUUUCGGGGAGCUGCCCCCCGACUCCUACUACUGGCAGCUGCCACCCCCCUACCAGGGGGACAAGGUGGGCUCCUACGGCGGACGCCUCCGCUACACCCUGACCUACACCCCGGGGGGGCAGGGAGCCCCCCUGCCCGACGCCGACAUCCAGAUCACGGGCAACGACAUCACGCUGGUGGCGUACCAGCCCGACCUGCCCCCGCGGACCCCCCAGGCCUUCGAGAUCAUUUUUCGGGAGCAAUACUGGCAGCGGCCGGAUGGGCAACCGGCGACGCGGGAGCAUCUCCUGAUGGCUUUGGCCGACCUGGAUGAGAUCCUUAUCCGUGCCACCUACUCCACCAGCACGGCUGUAUCCAGCAUCGCCGACGUCGUCAUGGAUACGGCCGUGCCCCCCCAACCCGGCCUCCCCCCGGCCCCCGAGGUGGAGGAAUGCCGUUGCCCCCCCGGGUACCACGGGCUAUCCUGCCAGGAUUGUGCCCCCGGUUACACCCGCACCGGGGGGGGGCUGUACCUGGGGCACUGCGAGCUCUGCGAGUGCAACGGGCAUUCGGAGAGCUGCCACCCCGAGAGCGGCCUCUGCUCCGGAUGCUCGCACAACACGGCGGGGGAUUUCUGCGACCAGUGUGCCCCCGGUUUCUACGGGGAUGCCACCGCCGGUACCCCCGAGGACUGCCAGCCCUGCGCCUGUCCCCUCCCGUACCCCGAAAACCAGUUCUCCAGGACCUGCGAGAGUUUGGGAGGCGGUGGGUACCGCUGCACCGCCUGUGAACCGGGCUACGCCGGGCAGUACUGCGAGCGCUGCGCACCCGGCUACGUGGGGGACCCCACGGUGCGCGGGCAGGCGUGCGUCCCGGCCGGCUCCCCGCUCCCGCUGGCCGUCCGCGUCCACCCGCCGCGCACCACGGUGGCGCAGGGCAGCGCGGUCACCCUGCGGUGCCAGGCCAGCGGCGACCCCCCCUUCUAUUACCACUGGGCGCGAGAAGAUGGGCGACCCCUCCCCGAGGGCGCCCAGAGCCGGCGACAAGGCGAGGAGCUGCACUUCGCCAGCAUCCAGCCUUCCGAAGCCGGCGUCUACAUCUGCUCCUGCCGCAACCUACGGCACAGCAACGCCAGCCGCGCCGAGGUCAUCGUCACCGAGACCCCCGGCAAACCCAUCACCGUCACCGUGGAGGAGAAGCGGGUGCAGCGGGUGAAGCCCGGAGCUGACGUCACCUUCGUCUGCACCGCCAAGAGCAAGUCGCCCGCCUACACCCUGGUGUGGACGCGGCAGAACCACGGCACGCUGCCGGCCGGCGCCGUGGACUUCAACGGCAUCCUCACCCUGCGCAGCGUGCGGCCGGAGGACGCCGGCGUCUACGUCUGCACCGGUUCCAACAUGCUGGACAUGGACGAGGGCACCGCCACGCUCUACGUCCAGGCCCCCUCGAAGACUCAGAUGUUUUAUGGACCCGUUGAGUUUAUGGAGGGGCACAGACCGGCCGGCACCGCCGCCGCCCCCACCGCCGCCGUGGAGCCGGCACAGCUGACCGUGGCACCGGGGCAGCCGGCCGAGUUUCGCUGCGUGGUCACCGGCAGCCCCCCGCCCACCCUCGAGUGGCUCGGUGCGCUGCCACCACGGGCGGUGGUCCAGGGCGGGACGCUGCGUUUCGGCGCCGUCGAGCCGGCCGAUGAGGGGCACUACGCGUGCCGGGCGCGCAGCAGCGCCGGGCAGCACACGGCACGGGCCUUCCUCCACGUGCAAGCCGCCGGCGCACCCCGGGUGCAGGUGAGCCCGGAGCGGACGGAGGUGCAGGAGGGCUCUACGGUGCGGCUCUACUGCCGGGUCUCGGGGUCACCCACCGCCACCAUCACCUGGGAGAAGCAGGGGGGCACCUUACCGCCGCAGUCCCGCGCCGAGCAAGCCGACAUUGCCACGCUGGUCAUCCCUGCCGUGACAGCGGCUGACGGCGGCGUCUACCUCUGCGUGGGCACCAGCGCCGCCGGCACAGCCCGUGCCGCCAUCGAGGUGGCGGUGGUGCCAGGGAUGGUGCCGCCCGUCCGCAUCGAGUCCUCGUCCCCAUCCGUCACCGAGGGACAGACCCUGGACCUCGACUGCCUGGUGGCAGGAUCCGGCCCCGCCACCGUGACGUGGUACAAGCGCGGUGGCUCCCUGCCCGCCGGCCACCAGGUUUCGGGAUCCCGGCUCCGUGUCCCCCACGUCACGGCAGCUGAUUCGGGGGAGUACGUGUGCCGGGCGAGCUUGGGGACCACUGUCCGGGAGGCAUCCGUCAUCGUCACCGUCGUGGCCGGAUCUGGCUCUUCCUACGGGCCACCAGCUUCAGGUGUCCCCGUCCGGAUCGAGGCGUCCUCGUCCACCGUGGCCGAGGGACAGAGCCUGGACCUCAACUGCGCGGUAGCCGGCCAGGGACAGGCCACCGUCACCUGGUACAAGCGCGGGGGGUCCCUCCCGGCCAAGCACCAGGUGUCCGGCUCUCGGCUGCGGCUGCUGCAGGUGACAGCGGCCGACUCGGGCGAGUACGUGUGCCGGGUGACCAGUGGGGCCACCACCAAGGAAACUGCUGUCAUGGUGACAAUCCAGCCCAGCGGAGCCAGCGCCUACCCCCCGGGCAACACGACCCCUCUGCGCAUCGAGUCCCCGUCCUCCGCCGUGGCCGAGGGCCAGACCCUGGACCUCAACUGCGUCAUCGCCAGCCCCGCGCAGGCCACCGUCACCUGGUACAAGCGCGGGGGGUCCCUCCCGGCCAAGCACCAGGUGUCCGGCUCCCGGCUGCGGCUGCUGCAGGUGACAGCGGCCGACUCGGGCGAGUACGUGUGCCGGGUGACCAGUGGGGCCACCACCAAGGAAACCUCCAUCAUGGUGACAAUCCAGCCCAGCGGGGCCAGCGCCUACCCCCCGGGCAGCACGACCCCUCUGCGCAUCGAGUCCUCGUCCUUGUCAUCGCCCGUGGCCGAGGGCCAGACCCUGGACCUCAACUGCGUCAUCGCCAGCCCCGCGCAGGCCACCGUCACCUGGUACAAGCGCGGGGGGUCCCUCCCGGCCAAGCACCAGGUGUCCGGCUCCCGGCUGCGGCUGCUGCAGGUGACAGCGGCCGAUUCGGGGGAGUACGUGUGCCGGGUGACCAGUGGGGCCACCACCAAGGAAAUCUCCAUCGUGGUGACAAUCCAGCCCAGCGGGGCCAACGCCUACCCCAUCGGUGUCACCCCCCCGGUGCGCAUCGAGUCCUCGUCCUCCUCCGUGGCUGAGGGACAGACCCUGGACCUCAACUGCAUCGUGGCCGGCCAGGGACAGGCCACCGUCACCUGGUACAAGCGUGGGGGGUCCCUCCCGGCCAAGCACCAGGUGUCCGGCACCCGCCUGCGCAUCCCCCAGGUGACGGCGGCCGAUUCGGGGGAGUACGUGUGCCGGGUGACAUCGGGUGGUGUCACACACGAGACAUCCCUCAUCGUCACCAUCCAGACCGGCGCCGGCUCCUCUUACGCUGUCGGUGUCACACCGCCGGUGAGGAUCGAGACCUCGUCUGCUGCCGUCACUGAGGGACAGACACUUGACCUCAACUGCAUGGUGGCAGGACAGGGUCACCCCCAUGUCACCUGGUACCGGCGCGGGGGGGCUCUGCCCCCCAACAGCCAGGUGUCGGGCACCCGCCUACGCCUUGUCCAGGUGGCAGUGGCUGAUUCGGGGGAGUACGUGUGCCGGGUGACCCUGGGGACUGUCACACAGGAGGCAUCUGUCAUUGUCACCGUGCCCAGCAGCGCUGGCACCUAUUACCCCUCCGGCGUCUCCCAGCCCCUCCGCAUCGAGUCCUCGUCCUCGGCCAUCGCCGAGGGACAGAUCCUGGACCUCAACUGCGUGGUGGCAGGAUCUGGCCCUGCCACCGUGACGUGGUACAAGCGCGGUGGCUCCCUGCCCGCCGGCCACCAGGUGUCGGGCACCCGCCUGCGCAUCCCCCAGGUGACGGCGGCCGAUUCAGGGGAGUACGUGUGCCGGGUGACAUCAAGCGGCGUCACGCAGGAGACGUCCCUUGUCGUCACCAUCGACGAUGGAGCCAACCCAUCCCGCCCCACCAGCGUCACGCCGCCCAUCCGCAUCGAGUCCUCGGCGUCCUCUGUCACCGAGGGACAGACCCUGGACCUCAACUGCUUGGUGGCCGGCCAGGGACAGGCCACCAUCACCUGGUACAAGCGUGGGGGGUCCCUCCCAGCCAAGCACCAGGUUUCGGGGUCCCGCCUGCGGCUGUCACAGCUCUCGGUGGCUGAUUCGGGGGAGUACGUGUGCCGGGCAGACAUGGGCAGCGUCUCCCGUGAGGCCACCAUCACUGUCACUGUCACCUCCCGUGACAGCUCCAGCUACCGUCUGCAGAGCCCCAUCAUCUCCAUCGACCCGCACAGCAUGGCGGUGGCACCGGGCGAAGAUGCCACCUUCAAGUGCCGCGUCCACGACGGCGCCCGGCCCGUCAACAUCACUUGGCGGAUGGGACCUGGCCAACAUCUCCAAGACAACGUGAAGAUCAGCACCAACGGCUCGGUCAUCUCCAUCACCGGCGCCCACGUGGGCAACCAGGGCGCUUACCACUGUGUGGCCUCCAACCGCUUUGGCGUUGCCAGUAGCGUCGUCAACCUCCUGGUGCAAGGUGCCCCCACGGUGUCGGUGAUGCCACCGGGCCCCGUGACGGUGAAGGAGGGCAAAUCCCUCAGCCUGGAGUGUCUUGGCCGGGGUGAACCGCGGCCGCUGGUGCGCUGGAGCCGGCUGGGCUCCCGGCAGAAGGUGGAGCACCAAACGCUGCUGCACAUGGACAGCCAGGCCAUCCUGCAGCUCUCACCGGCCAAGCCGGAGCACGCCGGGACCUACGUCUGCACGGCGCACAGCGCCUUGGGUUCAGCGCAAGCCCGGGUGGACGUCAAUGUGGAGACGGCACAGCGGCACCCCGGUGCCCCCGAGGUCACCGCGCCACCCUCCGUCACUGUGGUGGCCGGGGACACCGCCACACUGCACUGCACGGCCAGAGGUGAGCCGGCGCCCCGGAUCGAGUGGUCGAAGCUGCGGGCGCCGCUGCCCUGGCAGCACCGGGUGGUGAACGGCAGUUUGGUCAUCCCCCGUGCCGCGCAGCAGGACUCGGGCCAGUACAUCUGCAACGCCAGCAGCCCCACCGGCUCCGCCGAGGUCUUCAUCACCCUCGACGUGGAGACGCCACCGUACGCCACCAGCCUGCCGGAGGAGACCGCGGUGCGCGCCGGCGACGCGCUGCAGGUGCAGUGCCUGGCCCAUGGCACCCCGCCGCUGCUCUACGCCUGGGACAAGGUCAACGGCAGCCUCUCGGCACGCGUCAUCCACCGCGCCGGCCUCCUCCGCAUCAGCCCGGCGUUGCCCGCCGACGCCGGCACCUACCGCUGCCUCGUCACCAACCGCGUCGGCACCGCCGAGACCUUCGCCCACGUGGCUGUCCAUGGUGAUGCCGGUGACGGUGGGGACACCGCCGGCGGUCCCUUGACUGUACGGGUGACGCCGGGGAGCCUCGUCAAGGGGGUGGGUGGCACUGCCGAAUUCUCCUGCGUCGUCUCGGGGGACCCGCGGGCGCGUCUGGAGUGGCUGAAGGACGGCGGGGAGCUGCCCCCCACCCACAGCGUGCAGGACGGGGUGCUGCGGUUGCCGGAGCUGGCGUGGGGGGCGCAGGGGGUGUAUGUGUGCCGGGCCAGCGCCCCAGGCGGGCAGGCGGAGGACAGGGCCACCCUCACCAUCCAGGCUCUCCCCAGGGCCCUGAUCAACAUCCGGACGGCGGUGCAGACGGUGCUGGCGGGGACGGCGGUGGAGCUGGAGUGCCUGGGCUUGGGCGAACCCCGUCCCCACGUCACCUGGAGUAAAGUGGGGGGUCGUAUCCGCCCCGGGGUGCUGGUCCGUGCCGGCACCCUCACCAUCGAACGGGUAGAACGGGCGGACGCCGGGCAGUACCGCUGCACCGCCACCAACGCCGUAGGCACCGUCCAGUCCCACGUCAUCCUCCACGUGCAAGCUGCCCCCCAAAUCGCCGGGCAGCCAGAGGUGAAGGAGGUCUCGGUGGGUUCAGCGGCUGUUUUGCCCUGCUUGGCAUCCGGCUUCCCGGUGCCGGAGAUCACCUGGAGCAAGCUGGAGGGGGAGCUGCCAGCGGGCGCCCGGGCGGAGGGGAACGUCCUGACGCUGCCGGCCGUGCGCCACGAGGACGCCGGCGUCUACGCCUGCGCCGCCGCCAACCGCCGCGGCCAGGAGACGGCUUACUAUGUCCUCAAGGUCCGAGAGCGCCUGGUCCCCUAUUUCGGGCAGACGCCCCGCUCCUUCCUCCCCCUGCCCACCAUCAAGGAUGCCUACAAGAGGUUCGAGAUCCUCAUCACCUUCCGACCUGAUGCUGCUGACGGGCUUCUCCUCUACAACGGGCAGCGGAAAACCAGCGGCGCCGACUUCAUCUCCUUCGGUUUGGUGGGCGGCCGCCCCGAAUUUAGGUUUGACGCCGGUUCGGGCAUGGCCACCAUCCGGCACCCAACACCGCUGCGGUUGGGCGAGUACCACACCAUCCGUCUCCUCCGCAACCUCACCCGGGGUUCACUGGCGCUGGAUGGGCACCCCCCGGUUAACGGGACCUCCCAGGGGAAGUUUCAAGGGCUGGAUCUGAACGAGGAGCUGUACCUGGGGGGGUACCCCGAUUUCGGCGCCGUGGCAAAGACGGGGCUCAGCCGCGGUUUCGUGGGCUGCGUGCGCCAGCUCCGCAUCCAAGGGGAGGAGGUGGCCUUUGGGGACAUGGACCUGCAGGCACACGGUGUCACCAGUUGUCCCACCUGCCAGGACCGGCCGUGCCAGAACGGUGGCGUGUGCCAGGACGCUGAGAGUGGCACCUACGUCUGCCGCUGUCCCCACGGCUUCACCGGCAGCAACUGCGAGUACUCGCAGGCUUUGCACUGUCACCCGGAGGCGUGCGGACCUGAUGCCACCUGCGUCAACCGGCCGGACGGGCAGGGCUAUACCUGCCGCUGCCACCUGGGCAAGGCUGGGGAGAGGUGCACCGAGGGUGAGGUGGUGAGCGUGCCAUCCUUCGGCGAGGCGGGCGCCUUCGUUUCCUACCCGCCCCUCACCAACGUCCACCACGAGCUGCGGGUGGAGGCCAAGUUCCUGCCGCUGGCACCCGAUGGGCUCCUGCUCUUCAGCGCCGGCAAAGCCGCCCCCGUCGAGGACUUCGUCGCCUUGGCCAUGGCCGGCGGCCACCUCGAGUUCCGCUACGAGCUGGGCUCAGGCCCGGCGGUGCUGCGGAGCGCCGAGCCGGUGACGCUGGGACACUGGCACCGGGUGACGGCCGAGCGGGUGCACAAGGACGGGACGUUGACGGUGGAUGACGCCGCCCCGGUGAAACGCUCCUCGCCCGGCAAGAGCCAAGGUCUCAACCUACGCACCCCGCUUUACUUGGGGGGCACCGAACCCCCCCUGCGCCCCCCAACCAACGCCUCCUUCCGGGGCUGCAUCGGAGAGGUCUCCAUCAACGGGAAGAAGGUGGAUUUGUCCUACAGCUUCCUGCGGAGCCGCGGCGUGGGGCAAUGCGGGCAGAGCUCGCCCUGCCUGCCCAUGUCCCCAGGGCCACGCUGCGAGCGGGAGGAGGACCGCUGCCUGCACCGCAACCCCUGCCUGCACGGCGGCACCAGCAAGGGCAACGCCUGCCUCUGCCCGCAGGGCUACACCGGCCCCUACUGCCAGCACAACUUGGCGCUGGCAGAGCUGGAGCAGGACUGGCAGGAAGGCAGCGGGGGCGGCGACGCCCCUGGACAGUUCAGCGCCGCUUUCCGGGACGGCUCCUACCUGGCACUGCCCGGGCACCUCUUCCCCCGUGGCCCACCCGAGGCGCCCGAGACCAUCGAGCUGGAGCUGCGGACGGGCAGCGCCGACGGGCUGCUGCUGUGGCACGGGGCGAGCCCAGCGAGGGGUGGCAAAGCCAAAGACUUCGUUGGCCUUGGCUUGAAGGACGGGCACCUGGUGUUCAGCUACCAGCUGGGCAGCGGCGAGGCCACCAUCGUCUCCGAAGACCCCAUCAAUGACGGCGAGUGGCACCGGGUGAUGGUGACAAGGGAGGGCCGGCGCGGGUGGCUGCAGGUGGACGGGGAGGAGCCGGUGAGCGGAGAGUCGCCAGGAGCCAACAUCAUGGCCAACACCCAGGGCAGCGUCUACGUGGGCGGCGCCCCGGACCCCCGCAGCCUGACAGCCGGCAAGUUCACCUCCGGCGUCACCGGGUGCCUGCGGGGGCUGGCGCUGGCGCCUGCCGGGGCCCCCCGGCACCCCAUCGACCUGCGGCACGGUGCGGUGGGGGGGUCCCCCGCCCCCCCCUGCCCCUCCUAACCCCCCCCCCCAAAAUAUAUUUUGGGGGGAAUUUGGCCAAUUUUAUUCUUUUCCAAAAAAAAAGCCAGGAGGAAACGGUGCUUCGCUGCCCCGGGGAGACUCCGGGGGGAGGGGGCCGGGACCCCCAAAAAUGUUUACACCCCCCCACACCGGCCCCCCGAAACUGUGCUGGGGCGGCCGGGCCGCCGGGUGCC